CUGUCAACACAGAGGCAGUACGGCUGACUGGUGGGAGAGAGGCAUGCUGUGCUAGGGAUAGCCGCCGAUUCAGGCGGCUCGACUGCCGCUGCUGGUUGAAUGCUGCUACAAAGCAAAGAAUAGAUUAAACCGUAGACGGACCUACGCACAAAAAAUCAUUGUCGAGUGUCGAGAAACGCUUCACUUGGAAAUACCUUGCUCUGGAAUGGCCUAGCUUCCAGUACCCACCUUGCCAGCCAGUACUGUUUGGUCGUUGCUUAGGUAAUAAGAACAAAAACAGUGACCGAAGGUGUACGCACAUACACAAGUACGGCAGGAGUGUACCAAGACUAGCAGCCGUAGUGGGUAAGCUACGCGUAUCCAGAGAGUGACGGCGCACGACGCUCCACACAGUUGUUGUUGCUGUUGUCGUCGUCUCGACGAAUUUGUAGAAUUUGUCUCUUCCAUCUUCUUCUUCACUAAUGAUCUUGGGGACGACUACGAGCCGACGCUGCCGCGCCGCGCCGUUCGCUGACAACGAGGGCAACGAUUGUGAGUGUUCGGAGCUCUAAUUAUUGCGAUUCAUUCAUCACUUCGUUCGUCCUAUGGGAGUACUUAACGAGCGACUUCAAAUCUCUUUCAUUGAUUGAUAUCUUUUUACGUGCUCUACGUAUGCUACCCUAACGUCGUGACCUUGCGCGAAAUUUUUGCGGCGCGGCAGCGUUGUCGUUAAUAGUAUUCUAUUCUCCGUGUUAUUCUACAUAUCCGUUCGCGAGACACUAAACGAUGGAACAAGAUGAUUCCUUCGAACUGUUGUUUUGCUCAGAUGGCUUUCACUGUGACGGUUGCCGACCCCUGCGACGGCGGCCUUUGUCCCUCAGCUGCAGGGAUUGAUAUGGACGAUGAAGACAAGACAAGACGAAACCGCGAAUGGUUGACGGAGCAUCGAAAAGGAGCGUUGUUGUGGCGGGUCUGUGGUUGCCCCAAUAGGAGCAGCGCAGCUGAGUCCAAAGCGCCAUUGUGAGUGCGUCCUACAACGUCGUUGACUUCUCGGCAUCUUUCUAGGGACCAUUGCUCUAGGCGAAGACAAAAUGGGAAAUGGGACAGCAAUGUGAAAUCAGCCUGAUUCGACACGGGCGCUUUGCACAGUGACAAAGAAAGCCGUAACUUUUCUGCUGCCUAUUGCAAGAUGUUGGCCGACCUUGUUCAGCGUUAACUCAACAUGUUAUCGAUGGCCGUGGAGCUGCUCCAGGUCGUGUGCUGAUGCCACGCCGAUGGGUCGCUGGUGCCCCUGGGGGCAUAGGCGACAGAGGCGGCAAUGUUGACUUCAAGGCGAGCAGCCCCAGUUGGAUUAGAGGGGCCGUUAGAGUCACUUUGGCUCUUGCGGCCACGGCGAUUUUAGCUGGACAGAGCGUGCAUGCUGCACCGACCCUUGAAUGUAGCGUAGACAUCGAAUGUUCAACGAGGGACGCCUUCUCUGUGUGCGAUGCAAACCAUAGCAUCUGUGUUUGCACUCAAGGCCGUUACAGAGAACCACCAUACAAAAUCAUUAAAUGUUCAGUAGGAAAAUCGUAUAAUGAGAAGUGCCGUUCGUCGAAGGAAUGCCUGCUCGCCGAUCAGUACUCAGACUGUAUUGGAGGUAUCUGCCGUUGUCCUCCAAGCUAUAUUCCGAUUCCAGUUGCGAACAAUAGCCUGAGCCUAUUUCGCUGCAUGAUCGAUCCCUUCUACCUUAGCGGCGACCACGCUAACCUAACGUUUUUUAAGGUUAGCCCCGUACCGUUGUUAGUUAUAUGUAUAAUUCUCGUGUACUUGGGCUAUCAGCGUGGUGCCAAGGUGCCGCAGAGGAGAGGAAGUUCUACAACCAAUCGGCGAAUCGUACCAAUGUGGCGUGGGGUUACAUUUCAUCAGACAACACCCGUUAGUAACGGCUCGGGAUCGGCUGGGCCGAGUGGUCAGACAGCGGUUACGCCACCGCGGAACUCGACCAGCGGCUCAUCAGGAGGGGGAGCUUUAGGUGGGGUGUCUCAGAUGGCCGUUGAGAGCGGUGGUGGUGGUGGUGGACCGGGCUCUGGAGGCCAACGCAGAGAGUCCUCCGGUGGAGCUGUGUCAGCAGGAGCCGGCGAAAGGGACUCCCGUCGUGGUCGAGGGUCCGCGCACUCCCGGCGCGACUCAGGGGCGAGGGAACGCCAGGAGCGGGGAACCGCUAAUGCCCAUACUCAUUCACAUAAUAUUGCAGCCACCCAUCCCCAUAGCACAGGGCACGCUGUUGGAAGCUGUAGUGGUAGCAGCAGCAGCAAUAGUCAGCAGCACCCCCAUCAUAUACAUGAGUUAGCCAACGGCAUCUCAGAACGCCGCAACUCAGCAAUGUCUCCUCCGCCGCCAUACGCGGAAGAAGCGCCACCCAGUUACGAAGACGCGAUCAGGGCGUCACGAGUGGCUAUGCGCUUAGAGGAGGCGACUGAUCUGAGCGGCUUAAGUAGCAACAACAAUUACAACGUCAACGCGAACUCAUCGACUUCUAGCGACGAUCCCCAAAAUGUCGUAACGGGCUACGCUCCACGCAACAGCUCACUGUCAUCGUCGGGUCGUCGGGAUAUGCAGCAACAACAAAGCGUGAUCGAUAACACUGCCUCACGUACUGCGGGCGGUAGCGCUGGUGAAGGACCCGCGGACGCAUCAACCAUGAAGCCGCCUUUAUAUUCGCAGGCUUGAAAGAGCCUAAGCAAAUAAAUGACCUGUUUUAAAAUAGAAUGAGUCACCAUUGUCGAGUGAUGCAAACACACAACAAAAAAAAAAAACAAUAACAAACAGCUUACCCUUUUAAUAAUAACUAUUAUACUAUAGCAAACCGUAUAAUUAUAUCAAGUGGCGAGGCAAAGGGGAAGAAUGUACUAAAGUUUUGCACAUACGUACUUGAAGUGGUAUAACAGUUAUAAUAACGGUAAUAAUGAACAAGCGGUUAAAAGAUUAAGCAAAGCAAAAGCGGUCAUUUUGGUGGUGUACUUUGAAGAUUCUUGGAAAAAAAUUAAGGUCCGCCCCGACCUGAAAAGGGCAAGGCCAUGAUCUAAAUCGUGUCGUAACAAAACAACACAUCAUAUGAGAGCUUUAUCUAACGGUCAAGUACAGAAGAUGUUGACGGCAGUCGAUUGAAUCUCAACUGAAACAUUCGCGAUACCGCGUGUUUGAAGGUUAAAGGGUUAUUGCAGCAAGUUAGAGAGCUCAUUGACAAAAUUGUAGAUGAUAAAGUCUGAACACUGCAGAGGAAGGCACUGCUAAUUGCAGUAGCUGUCUGUAGCCAUAAGUGAUAUAACAGUCGAUGCAAUCAGAUAUACAAUAGCAGAAAAAGAUUGAUCAUAGUUUGAGUGAUGACAGCGGAGUCUGUGCGCAAAAUUCACUGCCUCACAAUGUUGAAGUCUGUCAUGAUCUCAUAAAAUGGUGAAGUCCUCUGAACGGACACACAAAAAAAACUCACUCAACCCCUCCGCAAGAUGUCAGCUAAUUAUAUCUAGCAGCAACACAAACGUAAAAUAGACAGAAUUACCUGCGUCUUAAACGAAUAAUGAAUCUUACUAUUCGGGUCAAUUAGCAGUUGAUGGUAGAGUCGACCCUGACGAACAGCGGCAGAUGCUCUGGAAAAGACGCAUGCGAACCGCGCAGUUCUUCGAAAACACUUCAUAAUGAUCUCAGCUAACCAGAACCAGCUAAUAACCUAUCUAAUUUGUACGUGCAUUAGCCUAAACUUAUUUGAUCCAACGCAUAGGUUCGCUCUAGGAACAUAGAAGACAAGGGACUUUUGUUAAAGAACUUCAUACCCAAGAGUGUGGUCAUCACUCCGUAAUCUACUCCGUAGAAGGGGGCGGAAAUAGGUUAUGAGGUCGACUGUUGCCGACAACUCACACGGAACAGAUAUAUUACAUUUGACAACAUGUAUGGCGCAGUAUUUUGGUAGGAUCGCAAACAUUUACAGCUUACGCGUGUAUGAACACAGCAAAGGAGGGACGUAAUUGUUUUUAAGUUUUUUUCAGCGGUUGAAUUUGAUACAUAUAAUGGCUCUCGCUGCAUUUUUCAAGCCUUCUGAAAAGGCUUUCUUAUAAGGCAUUUUUUUUUAUUAAUAUUUUCAUUAAUAGUCGAACUUUAUACGCGUAUAAAUAGCAGUUGCAUACAGAUACAGUCAUCAUUAUAUUAGUUGAGCUAGCAUAAAUGUUACUGACAUUACUAGGAUACGUAUGUGUAUAUCAGUCGAUAUUAAAAAUUCUGUUCUUCGGUCCCAAACAUACGGUUUAUCCACUCUUUACUGUUAGUGUGGUAACGUCUUUCUAUCCAGCCGUACGAGUAUAACAAACGAAAGAUCUGACUAAUGAUAUGAUAAAUUCCGACGGUGAUGGUAACAAAGCAAACAGAAGCUGAGGUUGGUAGUUCUCCAAAUAUCAGUGCAUGUUUUGACUAAGUUUUGGGUUUGAAAUCCGUUGGGUCUUUGGAGAUAUCUAGGAGCGAAGAGAUGCUCGCUUGUAGCGUAACAAAGCAGUACUUGGCAGUUGUUAAAGCCAUUGAACGGGCUACCCGAAAGCGCCUCGUAAUGAGCCAUCGCAGUUAGUUGCCGCGAAGUCUGUGUUACCCACCUGUAGGCCUCAGACGCACACAGCCAUGAUCAUACAGAGAUACAACAUACAAAUGCAACACAGCGACCAGUAUCUCAGUGAAUCAGCCACCUUAGAAAUUUACGAUAAACGAAGUUCAGAAACGUAUAUCGAAAAAAUCAACCAAAAAGACGGUACUCCUAAAGUUACUCAUAAGACAUACACGAAUGCAAUUCAGAACUAACGUCUUGUCAGUCAACAAGGUCACAUACGUAUUAGCUGAAUGAAGGGACGAGCCGUAGCGUGUUGUCUCGGUAAGCAGCCAAGCGAGGCGAAAAGCAGACGUACCGUGUCCGAAUCGAGAACACAAUUCGGUCAGGACACGCCACACAUCCAUGGCCGGUACCGAUUAUAUGACUGUAUUGACUGCAAUUGCUAAACAGCGCGAACGCUAUGGAUAAAUAAACUUGAGAAAACGGAAGACUAACGUUGAAACCAACGAAAAGAAGACGAGGGACUCGAGAGAGAGAAUCACAAUUAUCAUGUUAUCUAUGGUUACACCAACUACAGCCGCUAGGCGAAUAGCAGACAGUUUGACAGAAGGAGGCGACACGCCGGGGCAGAGAGAUGAAUUAAAUGGUAAAAACAUUUAUAGUAUUUUUUCCCUUUUUCACUUUGUCCACUUUUCUAACGCUCGAUCGACUUCCAAUUUUUCCCAAGUGGGGUCUAGAAGCAACAAAUACUAAUUACAGUAAAAUAAGUACAGCAACGCUGUUUGGUGACGAGAACGUUACGGGGUAUAAACAACGCGACGCUGGCUAUUGGCUGCUAGGCAAAGAUUGUAAGCUGAGACUAUACCGCUCAUGUAUUAUAUAGUAGUAUUAAUCCCAAUAGAAACAAUACUAGCGAUACGAUCCAUAGGCUAUGUGUAGGAUUAGCGUCGUGUGGCAGAACUAGCCAAGAGCCUCUUUUCGUACUUUCCUAUUAUAGCAGUUCGCUUACAUGACAUUAUCAUGAAACAGGCCAUAAUUAUAGUACAUCUACUAUUUAAAUACAUAGGAAAUAAGCAGCAGUUACACUAGCGCCUACUAUAAAACGAAAGGACGGGGUACCUGUUCUCAUCGUUCAAGUAGGAACAAGACGCCAUCACUUCAUCAUUUUUAUACGGACUUCAUGAAAAAAGACGGAAGCAGACCAUAUUUUCUAACGCUAAUAGAUAGAUGUUGGCGACAGCUCCAAUGAAAAGUCACUUAUUAUUACUACUACUACUACUUCUUCUACUACUGUGACGGUUAGCAGAGACGACAAUAGUUGAUGAUGUGUGAGUAAAAUGAAGGGCAGGGUGGCAUUACGUCUGAGUAAAACUGAUCUGUUAAAAUAGCUUUUUGUCAGCUUUACUACUGCAAGUGUUAUGUGGGUCACUGGAAUGAAUGUAAAGGAACGUGCUAUCAGCAAGGAAACAUACAGAAGGGUAGAACUCGCUCGAAACACUUACGUUUUACUUCUGAGCUAGUUUAUUUGAUAUGUAUUUUUAUAUAUAUAUAUAUAUAUAUAUAUAUAUAGCUAGCUUGAAUAACGAUUUAUAUUGGCGUUACGUUGUGCGUCUAGACGCUCGCUAAGAAAGUCUACCGACAAACUAUAUGUAGAUAAUGGAGCCGAUAGAAUUGCCUAGGCGUUGCCAGCAGAGUAUUGACACUAGAAGAGCUUACUAGCUAAUUUGUUUACUGUUCCUAAUUGUAUGCCGCUAACGAACACAGUUGGUUUCCGUGUGCCAAAACAAUGUGCUUUGAUACGAACUUGAAUAAAGAAAAACGACAGUAUGACUCA
Messenger RNA from Varroa destructor (honeybee mite), 6383 nucleotides. RefSeq lists its product as uncharacterized. NCBI's taxonomy places the organism in Eukaryota, Metazoa, Arthropoda, Arachnida, Mesostigmata, Varroidae. The record is from RefSeq and is a predicted model, not a curated record.